AUGUCAAUGCUGUUCUGGAACAUGGACGACUACCCAAUCCCUGCUGCUGGUGGUGGUGUCGAAGAUGGUCUUGGUUUUAUUCGUAAUAAUAUCGUAGAAGUUGGUCAUCGAAUGGGCUUUCAUGGAUUUAUGGAAAUCUGGGUGUAUUGUUCAAGAACUGGUGUUAACAACCCGUCUCCUCUGGAUAUGACUUGUUAUUUGGUUCAUCACGCAUUAUCUGUUUAUGGACCAUAUGGUCCACCCGAUUUAGUGGUAAUAGCAAAACCAGUAAAGGAGUUAGAUAGGGUACUCGAGUGUUUGCGUUUGAGGGGUCACCCUAUUCUCCUAAUUGAUCCGACUGCUAUCACAGGAGGAGGAUCUUUCUUUAGUGUUGAAUCUCUACUUGGUUGUACACAAUUUCUGACGGCUGACCAAUAUCUCAAAGAUCUCUCCUCUUCUCAUCUUGAAAACGAUACCUCCAAGAUUUUAGAUUUCUUCGAGCCUAUAAGACCCGUCAAAGAGAAUAGGACAGGCGUCUUCUGGGACGCUGAAGAUUUCUCAUUUCCUCCUUUUUCCACUCCUGAUGAGAUCUUUGCCAGAAUCGAGUCUGCUCUUGUGGAAAGAGGUUUAAUCUAUAAGCUUACAAUCUGGGUCUAUCUUGAUGAUGACAAGAAAGGGACUUGUGGUGGUGGUAAAAAAGAGUGGGCUUCCAGAAUUUACUUUCUUCCCGGAGGGGAUAAAGCCUCGAGACGUAUUAGAAUGGCAAAUGACAUUUAUUUUUGGGCAAAGGACGACAGCGAAAAUAUUAGUUUUGAAGGUAUUUCGAUUCUCUUCUCAGAUCAAUUCAAAGAUGACGCCGAGUACUCCGAGUCCUCCGAUAUGCUUCAGAAUCUCGUCGCGUGCGGAACUUGCCGUAUUCUCUCAGUAUCUCCCAUGGACAUCAUCAACAAACCAGAAGAAAGUCCUGAAUGGCCAGGAUUGCUAAUAGAUAUAGGACGAGAGUGGGUUAGUGGCGCUUGGCUCUUAUAG
Molecule: messenger RNA, 1008 nt
Organism: Eruca vesicaria subsp. sativa (arugula)
Lineage: Eukaryota; Viridiplantae; Streptophyta; Magnoliopsida; Brassicales; Brassicaceae
Source: the annotation of a GenBank genome assembly